Messenger RNA from Effrenium voratum, 730 nucleotides. The record is from the annotation of a GenBank genome assembly. Lineage: Eukaryota; Dinophyceae; Suessiales; Symbiodiniaceae.
CGUUCCUGUGGGGUUCUCUUCCGGUUCUCCUGCUACGCGCUUUUCCAUUUGCAUGGCGGGGCCGCCAGAAUGCAGCCCAGGUCACAAGCUGGCGGCCAAGCAGAGAUCUUACAAGGAGAAGUAUGCUGAGGUCAUGCACAAGAGGCAAGUGAACAUGUACGAAAGGGCCUGGGACGAAGCAAUCAGACGAGAGAAGGAGAUGUGCAGCAAAGUAGCGAAAGAAGCCCAAGAAGCCAAAGAAGCCAAAGACGCCAAAGAUGUCAAAGAACCAAAAGAGCUGCAAGCCAAUGCCGGCGAGUGGAGUGGAGGAGCAUUCCACACCUUCAUGGUGCCUUACAGCACCUCCUUCGGCCAAGAUCUCUUCCUGGUUGGCUCUUGUGAGGAGUUGGGAUGCUGGGAUGUGAUCCGGAAGGUCCCCAUGGGCUGGACGGAAGGCAACGUUUGGACCGCCAAGGUGUCCAUUCCAAAGGAGAGGGGCGCCGUCGAAUACAAGUACAUCGUCGCGCAGGGCGACCGCGUGACGUGGGAAAGUGGCACAAAUCACGUGCUGGAGGCCUGCGAAGUUGGCCAGCGCCGCGACCGCUGGCAAGGCUGAGAGGUGAUGCCCGAAUGGGCUCUCUCUUUGGGUGAAGCGCGAGGGGGAGGUCCGCGCUGUUAGGCCCCCUUUUCAAGGCCCAUGCCCUCAGAAACGAAAAGGGCCAAAGGAACCUGACUCUGGCAGGCCGCCUCA